This is a messenger RNA of Fulvia fulva, 540 nucleotides long. RefSeq lists its product as uncharacterized. NCBI's taxonomy places the organism in Eukaryota, Fungi, Ascomycota, Dothideomycetes, Mycosphaerellales, Mycosphaerellaceae. The transcript has 2 exons. The record is from RefSeq and is a predicted model, not a curated record. The coding region runs from base 1 to 540 and encodes 179 amino acids.
AUGCGGACUGUCGCAAGGUGGUCUGGCGCGACAUUGCCAUGCGCCUGCUCAAUGUUCACCACGCUGGAGUCUAAGGAGCAAGCGGAGUUCCAUGGUCACCAUCCUCUACACCGGAUUACAUCAUCGCGUCGUAUCGCAUCGCUGGUACGGGAAACAUUUCGAGACGACGUACAAGGAUGUACAAGGAUGUACAAGGAUGUACUCAAGAAGCGGCGGCGGGAACUUGAUGGGGUUCGGAAAGUUAAGGAGUUCUGUACUUUUAUUAAGGAGGGCAAUGUCGAUGUUGAAUGGUUCUGGAUUGAUACGUGCUGUAUCGAUAAGCGUAGCAGUACGGAUUGUCUGAUUGAGCGAGCGUGGACUUUGCAGAUGCUACUUGCGCCAACGACUGUGCUGUUCGUCAUCAACAACCGCGAUUGGGAGAUUAUUGGGCACAAAGGCAGGAUGGCCGGUCUUGUCGGAUCGGAGAAGGACCUCACUAAUGAGAUUGCUGAGAUCACUGGAAUGAGGAAGCCAGUACCUCUACUACUUAAUGUGACAUGA